AUGGCCCCCCUCCCUCCCCGCCUCACGGCCCCUCCCUGCUCUCCGCCCAGGCCCGACGCUGAGCCAGCGCCCUGCGCGCGCACCAUGGAGCGCUACCUGUCCAAGCCGGACAACGCCACGCUGCAGAUGCUGCGCAGCCCGAGCCUCGCCGUGGUGCUGCCGGUGGUGUACUCGCUGGUGGCGCUGGUCAGCAUCCCGGGCAACCUCUUCUCGCUGUGGGUGCUGUGCCGCCACAUCGGGCCGCGCUCGCCGUCCGUCAUCUUCAUGAUCAACCUGAGCCUCACCGACCUGGCGCUGGCCCUGGUGCUGCCCUUCCAGAUCCACUACCACUGCAACCGGCACCACUGGGUCUUCGGCGUGGCGCUCUGCAACCUGGUCACGCUGGCCUUCUACGCCAACAUGUACUCCAGCAUCCUCACCAUGACCUGCAUCAGCGUCGACCGCUUCCUGGGCGUCGUCUACCCGCUGGCCGCCGCGCGCUGGCGCCGCCGCCGCUACGCCGUGGCCACCUGCGCCGGCCUCUGGCUGCUGCUCCUGGCCGCGCUGGCCCCGCUGGCGCGCACCGACCUCACCUACAGGGUGGAGGCGCUGGGCAUCGUCACCUGCUUCGACGUGCUCAAGUGGACCAUGCUGCCCAGCGUGGCCACCUGGGCCGUGUUCCUCUUCACGCUCUUCAUCGUCCUCUUCCUCAUCCCCUUCGUGGUGACCGUGGUCUGCUACACGGCCACCAUCCGCAAGCUGCUGCAAACGGCCGACGGCUACGGGCAGGGCCAGAAGCGGCGCUCCGUGUGCCUGGCGGCCGUGGUCCUGCUGGCCUUCGUCACCUGCUUCGCGCCCAACAACUUCGUCUUGCUGCUGCACAUGGUCAGCCGCCUGUUCCUGGACCGCAGCUUCUACCACGUGUACAAGCUGACGCUGUGUCUCAGCUGCCUCAACAACUGCCUGGACCCCUUCGUCUACUACUUCGCCUCCAAGGAGUUCCAGAUGCGGCUGCGCGCCUACCUGGGCCACCGCGGCGCGCGCGCCGACAGCCAGGACACGCGCCGCGAAAGCCUCUUCUCGGCGCGCACGCUGUCUGCGCGCUCCGGUUCCAGCGCGCAGGCGGACUGCCUGGAGGCGGCGGGCAGGGCCUUUCUCCAGAGGCAGGAGAGCGUGUUCUGA
Orycteropus afer afer is the source of this 1161-nucleotide messenger RNA. It is a transcript of the gene P2RY8, whose product is annotated as P2Y receptor family member 8. Gene Ontology annotation, molecular function: G protein-coupled receptor activity. Lineage: Eukaryota; Metazoa; Chordata; Mammalia; Tubulidentata; Orycteropodidae. Gene Ontology annotation, cellular component: membrane. The record is from RefSeq and is a predicted model, not a curated record. Gene Ontology annotation, biological process: phospholipase C-activating G protein-coupled receptor signaling pathway; positive regulation of Rho protein signal transduction.